Molecule: messenger RNA, 2239 nt
Organism: Prinia subflava (tawny-flanked prinia)
Lineage: Eukaryota; Metazoa; Chordata; Aves; Passeriformes; Cisticolidae
Exons: 1
Coding region: 584-2230 (548 amino acids)
Source: RefSeq, a predicted model, not a curated record
UUCUCUCUCUCUCUCUCCCUCUCUUCUUUCCCCUUCUUUUCUAUCGCAUAACUGUGUGUAUCAAUAAAGAUACAAUUGAUUUCACUUGAAUUAAGUUAUCACUGCCUCUUUUUGCACUCUGAAAUCAAACGAACCAUCACGACCAUCCUUUGGCUCGUGACAUUAAAUUGGCGUCACCGUGACAGGGUCCUGAUUGACAGAGGGGUUGCAGGUUGUUUAUAGUCUGUACUAGGAAGAGGAAGAUUAGCCUCAGCCGCACCUAGCACGUCACUUCGGUGAACGAAGCUAGAAAGCAAGGGGGGCUUUUCUGAUUCUUUGCACACUGUAGACACCUAGGUGAAAGCAUCCCUAUACUCUAUUGAGGUGUAUCUGUCUUCAGGAUUUCACAAAAGAUCUCCUAGUGCAAAAAGAGAAACUUUUUGUGUGUGAACUGUCUUGUUGAGAGAAGGGACACCUUGACGUAACUAAACAGUGCCUCAGCAGACAGGUUUUGUCCCUUCACCCACCCCAGGGAAAGAGGUGAAAGCAGCGUAGCUGUGUCAAACAUUAACUCCCUGUUGUGGCUUUUAAUCACCUCCACAAAAUGACUGAUGAUAAUACACAUAAAACCGCAUUUUAUGCACUGUUAGCAAAACACAAUUGCAAGCCAUCUACUGGUGGCGAAACUUGGGCUCAAGAGCAUUGGUUUGAUCUUGAAAGUGUGAUGAAUAGGAUUUCCUCUUUACAAAGUGAACUCAAAUAUAAAAUUGGCAAAGACAAAGCAGUAAUUUGCUCUGUCCUGGAAGCGUGUCUCACAGCUGCAAUUGAUGAUCGCCAUAAGCGAUAUGAGGAAGACAAAGCUGUGAUAGACUCCCUCCAAAAUUUAGUAAAAAUAUUACAAAGCCAGCUAAAUGAAGAACGCAAUGAAAAUCACAUACUGAGAAAUGCUUUAAGAGAUGAAUAUUGCAAAAAUCAAAUGAAUUCUGACUCCUUAAAGGAGACAGAACAAACUGACACACUUGACACCAAACAAAUUUACCCACACAAAGAAUUGGAAACAGUCAAAAAUUGUGGUGAAUACUGCUGUCCUCAUUUGAGGCCUUUAAUUAAAACAGAAUUCAAUUACAUUGGAGAUGACGACUACGACCCGCAUAUCACAUCCAAAGAAACCCCUUUUACAGCCACAGAGUUAGUUAGACUGAAAAAAGAAUACAGCAGGCUUCCACAUGAGAUGGAGACAGAAUAUGUCUUCCGUGUGUCUCUUACAGGAGGAGACCAAAUCAAACUAACUGAACAGGAAGCCAGUGGAUCUUGGGGCCAUGGAGUCUUUUUAACAACAGGAGACAAACGUAAUGCAUGGUCCAUAACCCAACGGGCUGCCUUUUGGGCUGGCGGAAUUAAUGCCUUGGAAAGGGGUGAUCCUGUAGCUAUUCCCAGCACCUCCGAUAACAUACUGGAGAGUGUACAAAAAGCCGCCCGCCUUCAAAUGAUACAUGAAAGGAAAUUAAUUCCUGGAUAUGACUCUCCUAUGCAAUUGCCUGUGAAGCCCGAAAUUAUGACCCCUUUAAUCCGUGGGCUUCCAGAGUUCUUAAAACCAACUGCAAUUGCUUUACAAAAGACCAUUACUGCACUAAGUCCUGUAGAAAGACUUGAGAGAUUUCUUGGCAACCCCAGCGAAAGAAAUCCAUCUAAUGACCAAAAUUCCAGCCCGAAUUCAACUUCUUCCCACGCCACAACCGCUCAAACCAAUCCAGCUACUAAUGAUCGUAAAGUCUGGGUUUGGAGCGAAAUUGCAGUUGAAUUGAUAAACUACUGUAGACAAUACGGGCCAGUUUCCACAUCACAAGACACCUCACAGAAAAUCAAAGGCAUUAGAAAUGUUAAAACUGCUAAAAAUGAAAACUCAGACAAAGGGAAAAACAUCUCUACACGUCAACACGGGUGGCUGUUAGGCAUUAAAAGAGGGGUGCCAAAAGAUGUCAUGGAUGGCUUGCCGCUAGACAAAUUGCAGAAAAUAAUCUCAAACUGGCAUUUUAAAAAACCAAGUUUGCCAGCUCUAGCCAUUGGCAAGAAAACACAACCUAACACACAUUCUUCUUCUGAUGAUCUGGGCAGUGAGCCCAGAAAUAAUCAAACAAUUCAAAGCACUGCACCCCCUGCCACACAGCAAGCAAACAACAAGUCACAUCAAACCCCCCCCACUCAAGACCUAAUUGACUUCAGCAGUGAACCAAAAAAGGUUUUUCACUGAGACCAUUAC